AUGGCAAACACAAAUAUUCCUCAUUCUUCUCUAUGUGUUACUACGACAGACUUUGAAAAGGUCGCAAAGAAUGUCCUUUCGGAAAAGUCAUGGGUGUAUGCAUCAAGCUCAGCUGCUACAGGCCUGUCAAUGAAGACCAAUCUUAAUGACUGGUCUCUGAUCAACUUCCGGCCCAGGAUCCUAAGGAGUGUCGAUUCAAUGGAUACUCGAAGGAACAUCUUGGGACAUACCUCCCAAUUCCCAUUCUUCGUAUCGGCUAUGGGUACACUGGGCAGCUCGCACCCUGGCGCUGAGCCCCUGCUAGUGAGAGGAGCGACCCGCAAAGGCAUGCACACUAUGAUCAGUACAGCAUCUACGAAGCCACUUGAAGAGAUCAUGGAUGCUCAUCUGGACGAACAACGGCUACUUGGCAAUCAAAGCCCUUCGAACUUGUCAUUCCAACUCUAUGUGCCGGUGGAUCGGACAAGAGCCAAAUCGCUCAUUGAAAGGGUCAAGGCGGCCGGGUAUCAAAGUCUAUGGGUAACAGUCGACACUUCAACACUAGGAAAGCGUACUGCGGAUCGUUACCUCCAAGCACAAGAAAAUCUCGACGCUGGUUUGGCUGAAAGUGCAAGGGAAAUUCACGAUGAGAACGACUUCGCGCCAGCAUUUGGGGGGCGGCAGGUUCCCGGUUCGGUGGAUGCUGGUCUCACUUGGGAGGAUUUAGAUUGGAUUUCAUCAGAGUGGGGCGGGCCACUAGUUCUCAAGGGGAUUCAAAGCGUGGAGGACGUGAAGCUGGCUGUACAACAUAAUGUGCAGGGGAUCCUAUUGAGCAAUCAUGGAGGCAGGCAGAUACAUUCCGCCCCAAGCUCAUUGAUGACGCUCCUGGAGAUUCGCAAAUACUACCCAGAGGCUUUCGACAAGCUCCAGGUUUUUGUCGACGGAGGUCUUCGCGACGGAGCGGAUGUCCUCAAGGCGUUGUGUCUCGGAGCCACUGCGGUUGGAGUGGGUCGGCCUUACUACUAUGCCCUCGCGGCAUACGGCGCAGAAGGAGUGGAAAGAUGUACAGACAUCCUCGCUGAAGAACUUGAAAUCACGAUGAAGAUGCUUGGUGUCUCUUCUCUAGACCAAUUGCGACCGGAGAUGGUAAACACCAGCCGACUUUUGAACGAAAUGUGGCGUCCUAUUAAUGCAAAGUCCAAGUUGUGA
Messenger RNA from Penicillium griseofulvum, 1188 nucleotides. Its product is annotated as Aldolase-type TIM barrel. Gene Ontology annotation, molecular function: oxidoreductase activity; FMN binding. The transcript has 2 exons. Bases 1 to 1188 code for a protein of 395 amino acids. The record is from RefSeq and is a predicted model, not a curated record. NCBI's taxonomy places the organism in Eukaryota, Fungi, Ascomycota, Eurotiomycetes, Eurotiales, Aspergillaceae.